Trichoderma citrinoviride is the source of this 363-nucleotide messenger RNA. RefSeq lists its product as hypothetical. Bases 1 to 363 code for a protein of 120 amino acids. Lineage: Eukaryota; Fungi; Ascomycota; Sordariomycetes; Hypocreales; Hypocreaceae. The record is from RefSeq and is a predicted model, not a curated record. Gene Ontology annotation, biological process: cytoplasmic microtubule organization. Gene Ontology annotation, molecular function: microtubule binding. The transcript is spliced from 4 exons.
AUGGUCUGCGGCAAGUGUCUGAAGCUCACCAAGAGCACAAAGCUCGCGACUCCGGAGGUCAAGAAGAAGAGCGAAAUGUACUACGGCUCGCCGGCCAGCGCAAAGGCAGGCAGCAGCUCCAAGUCCGCCACUCUGGGCAACACCGGAGUGUCAAAGAGUAAGCUGCUGUCGAAAGCAGCAAAGAACCCAUACGCACAGUACUCAAGUUCGUGUUCAAAAUGCAAAACCAAAAUCACACAAGGCCAUUCGUAUUGCCAAAAGUGUGCCUACCAGACUGACUCAUGUCCCAUGUGUGGAAAGCCAAACAAAAAGUCCACUUCCAAGGCCCCAACCGUCGAUGCUUACAAAAAUACCUUGAAGUAA